AUGUUAGAAAACGCAUCAUAUAAUGAAUUUUCUAACUGCGUAACAGAUCAAAUUCAAACUGAAAAGGAUUUAUUUGGAUAUAUUACAGCAACCAAGCAGAAAUUCGAAAAUCUAACAAAUAUGCGCUAUAAUUCGAAUUUUGCCAUACAAAUUGAAAAACUACGUGAAAUAUACAAUGGUGUUAACACUUCAAAAAUAUACACAGACCAAUAUCAAGAAUCUUUUCAAGCCUUAAAAGACUUAAAGGCAACGGAUUUCUCAAAAGUGGAUCUUAAUCUGGAGUUGCUUGUCAAUGAAGAACCGUACGAUGUUGUUACAAUAGCAAUUAUUCUUGGAAAUGAAAACGCGGUCACAUAUUUUUUCAAAAAUCCUGAGUUUCAAGCUGAUUACAAGACAGCUGCAUAUCAUAUAGUUACAUGGCAUAGGUAUUCUAUGCUCGAUAAACAUUUUCAAUUAUUAGAAAAAUAUAUUACACCAGAAGUAUGUAUUGCAGGCUUUGAUACCCGUCUAUUAGCUGAUUUGUAUCUUAAGAAAGUCGAUAUGCUUAGUCCUAGGCUCGUGGAUUUGGCUCAAACACAGAAUAAUUACGGAUGUUUAGAAAUAUUAAUGAUGGCUGGAAAUUCAUCGGCAAUACUUACAGAAUGUGAUAUUAUUAAUGAAUUAAUAUCGCUAAAAUACAAUACUGCAGCAGACUUAAUAAUCAAGCAAGGAUUUGAUAUUAAUCGUAAAGAUACAGACGGCAUGACACCAUUAAUUCGUGCUACAUACGAUAAUGAUCUUGAAUCAUCCGUUUAUUUAGUAGAAAAAGGAGCAGACUUAGAAAUUAAAGAUGUUGAUGGAAUGUCAGCUCUUGCAGUAGCUACGUACUAUGGAAGCUAUAAAAUAGCUCAAUACCUGAUCGAUAAAGGUGCAGACAAAGAAUCAAAAAACAAUUCUGGUACGACUCCACUUUUGACAGCUUUAUACAACGAUGAUAGAGACACAAUUAAAUUUAUGAUGAGGAAUAAUGCAAAUUUGAGAGAAACUGUCAAUGGUUUUUGUCCAAUUAUCCAUGCAUCAAAAAUGCAGAACUUAAAUACAGUUUCAUUCCUUUUUGCUAAUGGUGCAAGUGUUAACAGUGUUGAUGGAACAGGAAAUACUCCUCUUUUGGCUGCUAGUGAAAACGCGUGUGAAGAAAUUAUUAAAUUUUUAGGUCAUAACGGAGCAAAGGUUGAUACGAGGGAUAAAAAGAAGAAUACACCUUUAAUUAAGGUCGCAAUGUUCAGAAAAAGACAAAGUACCUUUGAUAUCAGAAAAGAAACCGAAAAAAGAUAUAAUUCUGCAAAAAUCUUGUUACAUUAUGGACAAAAUGUAAACGAUGUAAACGAUGAAGGAAAAUCGGCUUUACAUUACGCUGUAGAAGUAUCGGACAUUUUAUUAGUUAAUUUGUUAUUAGAAAAUGGUGCAAAUAUUAAUUUACAGGAUAAGCAAGGCAAUACGCCAUUAUCUAUUGCAAUUGCUAACGAUGAUGUCGAAAUGGCAAAAGAAUUGCAGACAAAAGGUGCUACAAUCGAUAAAAAUGCACUUGCUAAGGUUAGAUCUCCUGAGAUGAAAUCAUUUUUGCUCCAAGAUGCUAAUAUCAAAAGCCAAUGUUGUCUAUUAAUCUGA
This is a messenger RNA of Trichomonas vaginalis G3, 1647 nucleotides long. Its product is annotated as spectrin binding. Lineage: Eukaryota; Parabasalia; Trichomonadida; Trichomonadidae. The record is from RefSeq and is a predicted model, not a curated record. The coding region runs from base 1 to 1647 and encodes 548 amino acids. Gene Ontology annotation, molecular function: protein binding. The transcript has a single exon.